Lottia gigantea (owl limpet) is the source of this 858-nucleotide messenger RNA. RefSeq lists its product as hypothetical. Lineage: Eukaryota; Metazoa; Mollusca; Gastropoda; Lottiidae. The record is from RefSeq and is a predicted model, not a curated record. The transcript is spliced from 4 exons. Bases 1 to 858 code for a protein of 285 amino acids.
AUGAACACCCUCUUUACCAUCGCCUUAUGUUUGACCUUCGCCGCUACCACCCUUGCUUUUAAUCCAAUGAUGGGCGGUAUGGGUAUGAUGGGUGGUAUGGGUAUGAUGGGAGGUAUGGGUAUGAUGGACCCCUACAUGAUGGGCAUGGGAGGACUUGGUAUGAUGGGAGGUAUGGGAGGACUUGGUAUGAUGGGAGGUAUGGGAGGUAUGGGUAUGAUGGGUGGUAUGUACAACCCAAUGAUGAUGGGUUAUGGUGGACUCGGUAUGCUCGGUGGAAUGGGCGGAUACGGUAUGAUGGGCGGUAUGCUCGGUGGAAUGGGCGGGUACGAGGCUGGUCGUUCAGGACUUCGAGCAUUAGUAAACAAGACAAUGAAAAAACCUCGUAGGAUAGGGAUCCAAAAUGAUAAUAGGAUAUAUCACUGUAUAAAUACAGUCAGUAUUGAAGGUAAAAAUAUCACAAAUCUUCUGUUCUUCAAACUAUCAACAUCACAACCAGCCGACACUAAAUUCAAGAUGAACACCCUCUUUACCAUCGCCUUAUGUUUGACCUUCGCCGCUACCACCCUUGCUUUUAAUCCAAUGAUGGGCGGUAUGGGUAUGAUGGGUGGUAUGGGUAUGAUGGGAGGUAUGGGUAUGAUGGACCCCUACAUGAUGGGUAUGGGAGGACUUGGUAUGAUGGGAGGUAUGGGAGGACUUGGUAUGAUGGGAGGUAUGGGAGGUAUGGGUAUGAUGGGUGGUAUGUACAACCCAAUGAUGAUGGGUUAUGGUGGACUCGGUAUGCUCGGUGGAAUGGGCGGAUACGGUAUGAUGGGCGGUAUGCUCGGUGGAAUGGGCGGAUACGGUAUGAUGGGCAAAUAA